Messenger RNA from Onychostoma macrolepis, 29053 nucleotides. It is a transcript of the gene macf1a, whose product is annotated as microtubule actin crosslinking factor 1a. Gene Ontology annotation, molecular function: cadherin binding; microtubule binding; structural molecule activity. Gene Ontology annotation, biological process: regulation of microtubule-based process; wound healing; regulation of focal adhesion assembly. The record is from RefSeq and is a predicted model, not a curated record. The transcript has 100 exons. Gene Ontology annotation, cellular component: keratin filament; cell junction; actin cytoskeleton. The coding region runs from base 2594 to 27412 and encodes 8272 amino acids. Lineage: Eukaryota; Metazoa; Chordata; Actinopteri; Cypriniformes; Cyprinidae.
AAUAUCUUUACUUUGUCGCUUUUGAUCAAUUUGAUAAAUGUUUGUUGAAUACAUUUUUUUUAUGUCAUAUAUAAUAUAUGUAUAAAUAAAAUAACAUGUAUAAAUAUUAUAAUAUAAUACAGAUAUACCUACCUAUCUAUCUUUCUCUCUAUCUUUCUCUCUCUCUCUCUCUCUCUCUCUCUAUACCAUUAACCAUCUAUGUUUUCACCAAAAUCUGUGGUCUCUAGACAUCAGCAUCAGCCAUUUAAAUAAACCCUUAAGGGUCAACAACUGUUGCAGAUGUUACUAUGCUAACUAGGUUUUCACUCAUUAGAGAACUGUGGUCACAAGGAAACCAAAUUUAAUAUCGGACUAAUCGGAUGAAGUGGGCUGCCUGGAGGGGAGAUCAGCUAAUUUCAUGGAUUAUACAGAGACAGAAUAUGAAGAGCCUGGCUCUUAUCCUUUUUCCCAUUGCCAUGUUCAGUUUAAAAUGGGAAGCGUCAUCCCCCGUUUCCCAGAAUCCCUUGGAUUGAGCUCGUUGUUCAUGAGAAAAGACAAAUGGAGAAGAACAGAAGUAGUGAGGGAGGGAGGGAGUGAGCGAGGAGAAGAGGACACGAGCUGUGCCAGCCUCAGAGUGCCACCACGAAGAGGGAGAGAGAGUGAGUAACACAAAUCUAAAAAUGAAAUGAAUGAAAGAAGGAAAAACUGGGCUCAGAAAACUGCAAAUCAGGAAGAAGAGAACACACGGAGGAGGAAGCUCUGUCCAACUGGACCUGAUGAGAGAUUAGACGUGAUAACCACGAAGAAAGAGAGGGCGGGAGAGAGAGCGACAGAGGGAUAAGCACUCUGUGUGGCAUUAGGAGUGUAAGCUCUGCCUGGUAUUUAUAGUUCAGAGGGCCGCAGGAGGAGAGAGCAGCCGAAAAACGGUGUCUUCAAAAAAUCAGAUGAGAAACUGGGAAACGGAAGUAGAGAGUUCAUUCAAAAUCUGCUGGAGGAAAAGACAAAGAUGGUAUAAGUGGAAGGAGCACUAAUGGAAAUCACCUGCGUUCUAUCCCUUCAGGAAGGAAGAAUGAGAAAAGCUGGCAACAUUUGUGAUGGACCGGUUGCGCAUUGUACUCUCAAAGGAUAAUCAGGGUCUUUCCUACGUGCCUCCAGCAUCAUUGCAGGGAUUUACAGACCUGUUUAAAUGGGACACCGUGGGAUCAAAUGUCAGAUCACUUCUGCCUGCCGAUUGGCUGUGGCUCUCUGUUUGGUCGCAGCUUUAUGAGAUCAUGCAAGCAUCGUGGUGGUUACUGCACUGCCUGUUUUGCUGACUCACAUGUCUGUGAUCACCCCGUUUCUGCAAUUGGUGAUCAUGUGAGAUUGAACUAGGGAUGCACAUUUAAUUGUAUUCUCAUUGUGAUCACGAUUUAUGUUUCUCUCGAUUAUUCAAGCAUAAUCGUCUAUGAUGUUUGUGCUAUAUCCAAACAUGAAUCGUGACUACAUUGUUUGCAUUGGGGUUGCUAAAUAAAUGCACUUAAUCUAUGCAAUUACUGAGCUACCAUACAAAGUCAUGACAUAAUUUGGAAUUAUUGUAAAUAAUCGAUAUUUCACUGUUUUGGCUUUUGAAGCUUCUUACUAAUUUUAAUAUUGCGCUUGAGUUGACGUUUUCUUUAUUUGUGCUUCAUGAUUCUAAUGAAAUUUAAGAAGAAACUAUUUAUAUGAUUAUAAUUUUUCAUGAUUAUUACUUCAACUGUUACCAUGCAGUCCCCAGGAUUUUCUCCCUCCUACAUUCACUCUCAUUUUCACUUUCACUUUCAUUCUCUCCUCAAUUCUGUUAUAUAUACUUGUAGAGCUCUGCAGAGGAAAUGAUCAUGUAACAUCUCAUCAUUCACUUGUUUAUUGCUCAACUGGACCGUGUUAUCCUGCAUCACAAGCCUUUUUAUGAUAUGAACUUGCAUUGUUGUCGUGGCCUAGUUCCCUCCAGAUGUUUUGCAGUUUAAAGGUAAGGGACGGUUGAACUUGUGACAACAGAGACUAUUCCGAUGACAUCAUCCUGCGGGGACGCUCGCUCAUCUCACCAUGCUGUUAUGGAGUUCAUAACAACAGUUCAGAGACGCAUGAUAAUCUCUCAUUUGUAGGCUUGCUAAAGAGACUCUUGAAGAUGGAUUGCUGCACAAAAGGUUCUUCAUUCAAUCACAGGAAACUGAGCAGCCACAGAUUGUGAGAGGUGGAAAGGACAGCGUUUACGACACAUCUCUCCUCUGAGAGAGUGAGAGUGGCAGUGGUUUGAGGGAGGAGGGGAACGUCACUCCUUAUUAGUAGUGAAGGAGGAGCUCUUGUAGUGUUUGACAUGCACGUGUGAGCCAAGCUGCAUGUUUGAGCUGAGCUUUGAUAUGGCAAGCAAAUAUGAAGACCGGCGAACGAAGAGGUAGAACGUGGGAGCUUUAGACAGAAAAGGAGUAAGUGAAAAUUUCUAAGCCUUUUUUCCUCGAGUGUGGACUUGAGAGAUUUCUGAUUCCUGCCAGAGUGCGUUUGGACUAAAGGUGCGAAACGCCACACUCUGAGACAUGACAGGAAGACGAAAGUGAAGGUAGAUCGUUCUGGAAGCCAAAAGGAAUAAGUCACCAGCAGAAUGUGGCCUGAAUAUUGCACCGAACGGAGCCUGAAUGCUCAUCUGCACGCGCUCAUGUGCUGCGCAGAUGAGCGAGACAGGGUGCAGAAGAAAACUUUCACAAAAUGGGUCAACAAACAUCUCAUAAAGGUGCGGAAGCACAUCACAGACCUGUAUGAGGAUCUAAGGGAUGGGCAUAACCUAAUUUCCCUGCUUGAGGUGCUGUCUGGCGUCACAUUGCACAAGGGUGCAUCGACUCUGCGGAGAACGUCUGUGUCACGCGCACCCCCACUCAUCCUGCUGGGUGGGGAGGAUGAGGAGGAUGGAGCUCAGGGACCCAGGGAAAAGGGUCGCAUGCGAUUUCACCGACUCCAGAAUGUGCAGAUCGCCUUGGACUUCCUUAAGCAGAGACAGGUUAAAUUAGUGAAUAUACGCAAUGAUGACAUCACAGAUGGGAACCCAAAGCUGACACUGGGACUGAUCUGGACCAUCAUCCUUCACUUCCAGAUUUCUGAGAUCUAUGUGAGUGGUGAGUCAGGUGACCUCACAGCGAAAGAGAAGCUGCUAAUAUGGAGUCAACAGGCCACAGAGGGCUACCCCGGUCUCCGUUGUACCAAUUUCUCCUCCAGCUGGAGCGAUGGACGCUUGUUCAACGCUCUUCUGCACAGAUACAGGCCGGACCUGAUUGACAUGGAAGUGGUUGCGCAACAGAGUAACCGUGAGAACCUGGAACAGGCCUUUGAGAUUGCAGAGUCGUUAGGUGUAACACGACUUCUAGAUGCUGAAGAUGUUGAUGUGCCGUCGCCAGAUGAGAAAUCUGUCAUCACGUACGUCUCCUCCAUCUACGAUGCUUUCCCCAAGAUCCCAGAGGGUGGAGAAGGCAUUGCAGCUAAUGAGGUUGACCAGCGAUGGACAGAGUACCAAUCUGGCUUCUCUUCUCUGCUGCAGUGGACCAGGCAACACACGGCCCUCAUGGCCAACAGGAGCUUCCCCCACAAUCCUGUGGAACUCAAGGCACUUUACAAUGAAUAUGUCCACUUCAAAGAAACAGAAAUCCCUGCGAAGGAGAGAGAGAAGAGCCACAUUGAGCACCUUUACAAGCUUCUGGAGGCGUGGUUAGAAUUCGGCCGCGUUAAGCUGCCUCAAGGGCUACACCCUAAUGAUCUGGAGGAGGAAUGGGGAAAACUGAUCCUGGAGAUGUUGGAGAGAGAGAAAGCACUGAGGCCUGCUGUGGAGAGGUUGGAGCUGCUCCUACAGAAGGCUAAUAAGAUCCAGAACAUGGCACUAGAUUGUGAGGAGAAACUCACGUUGGCAAAGAACACUUUGCAGGCUGACAUGUCUCAGCUAGAGAAUGGGCAGCCGGUACGGUGUGAGAAUGAAUUGGGGAUGUAUCUGCAGGACUGUGAGGCUUUAGUCAGACAGCUUCAUCUUGACCUGCAGGUCCUCAGAGAUGAGAAGUACUAUCAAGUGGAGCAGCUGGCAUUCAGGGUGUCAUGUCUGCAGGAGGAGCUGGUCUCUUUGCGCCUGCAGUGUGCCAGUGUGUACAGGAAGGGCCAUUUCUCCACAGGGGGUCUGCUGGGAGAGCAUGUGGGUCAGAAGGGUUCCUCAGGGGGUCUGGCUACACUGGGAGCACAGACGCUUCUGGGUGCAGUGGGUGCUGCGGCGUCCCUGCUCAGACGGCCGAUGUCUCGUGCAGACCUGGUAGCCAUGUCUUCAUCUGAGGAUGAAGGCAGUCUGCGCUUCAUCUACGAGUUGCUGGGGUGGGUGGAAGAGACGCAGGAUCUGCUGGAGCGAGCCGAGUGGGGUUCUGAUCUGCCGUCUGUAGAACAGCACCUGCAAGACCACCACAUCAUUCACACAGCAGUGGAAGAUCUUCUGAAUAGCCUCAAAGAGGCUCGAAACUAUGAGUCAAGGGUCUCGCCUAAUUUACGUAGCAGUUACUCUGAGACUCUAUCCAAGCUGGAGAACCAGUAUUGCAAACUGCUGGAAAAUUCGUCAUGGCGACUGCGUUGCCUAGAGAGCCUUCGAGCUUUUGUGUCCCACUGCACUGAGGAGCUGAUCUGGCUCAAUGAGAGGGAGGAGGAGGAGCUGGCCUUCGACUGGAGCGACAGCAACACCAACAUGGCUGCCAAAAGAGAGCAGUAUGCUGACACGAGGACAGAGCUGGAGGAAAAACAGGAAGUGAUGCGCUCUCUCCAGGAGACAGCUGAUCGCCUGUGUCAAGAGAACCACCCAGCCAAACAAACAGUGGAGGCCUACAGUGCUGCCCUGCAGACACAGUGGCAGUGGAUCAAAGAGCUCUGCAUAUGUGUGGAGCAGCAUCUCAAGGACAACACUGCCUACUUCCAGUUUGCGAGUGAUGCACGGGACUGUGAAAGCUAUCUACGUCAACUACAAGACACCAUUAAGAGACAAUACACCUGUGAUAAAAACAGUAGACUCGGUAGACUGGAAGACCUGCUGCAGGACUCCAUGGAGGAGAAAGAACAAUUGAUUGAAUACCGCAGCACAGUGGCCAGCCUUGUAGGCCGAGCCAAGUCUGUAGUCCAGCUCCGUCCACGCAGUGCAGAUAGUAACCUGGGCACCACCACGCCAAUUCGUGCCAUCUGUGACUACCGACAAAUAGAGAUCACGAUCAGCAAAGGAGAGGAGUGUGUACUGGAGGAUAACUCUCAGAGGACUAAGUGGAAGGUCAUCAGUCCUACAGGAAAUGAGGCCAUGGUGCCAUCUGUGUGUUUCACCAUUCCUCCCCCUAAUCAGGAGGCCAUCGACACUGCCAGCAGAAUGGAGCAGAUGUACCAGAAUGUCAUGUCUCUAUGGCACCAGCUGCAUGUUAACAUGAAGAGCGUGGUCUCCUGGCACUACCUGCAAAAAGACAUACGAAAUAUUGCCUCCUGGAGUCUGGACACAAUGCGCAUACAGGCUCCAGCAGAGAGGCAGCAGGCUUUAGACAACCUUGACGCCCACUUGUCCGACUUCCUUACAGACAGUCGCGAGACCUCCCUUUUCACGCCAACUGAACGGCGUGAGCUAGAGACAGAAGCUGAGAACUGCCGUGAACAUUGCCAAACACUGCUGGUCUCUUUGGAGACAGUGGAGAAGGACGAGUUGGCUUCUCGUGCUUACCUCUCCGAGCUGCAGAGCAUCAAGUCCCAUCUGGAGGAUGCAGAGAGCAGACUGAUACGUGGCAUGCAGACUCCACACCCCAGCACAAUAUCAGUAGACGUCGCAGACAAUGCAGUUCACAUAGCAGAGCAAGAGAAGCUGCAGCAUGAUCUGAAAGGUAUUCAGUCAGAUUUGGGUGAGGUGUCUCGUCGCUGCGUGAGCUUCUUUGAGGAGAAACCUACCUCUUCCAGUGUGCCUGUCCUACGCUCUGAGCUUAACCUGGCCGUGGAGCACAUAGAGAAACUCAACUCCCUCUCCUCUGUUUAUCUGCAAAAAUUGAAGACGGUUGAUGUGUUGAUGAGAAGCCUGCAGGCUGCAGAAAGUCAAGUGAAAAAGUAUGAGAGUCGACUAAGUGAAGAGGAUAUUGUCCCCGCUGAUACUGCUGCAAUCCAGGCCUUGGGAGAGCAGUUAAAGAAAUGGCAUUCAGAGCUGGAGGAGCAGGAUCACAUAUUCAAGAGUCUGAGUUUAGAAGUCCAACAGGCUAGAGAGGUCGGAAACCAGCUCAACCAACUGCACCCUGACCGCAGCCCUGAACUGGACCGCUACCAGGAGAAAGCACAACAGCUCACAGAGAGGUGGAGCGGAGUGUGCAGGCAAAUGGAGACACGGCAAGUGGAUCUGGAGAUGCUGGGUUCGGUGCUGCAGCAGUACAGAGAAGGCCACACCUCUCUCAUCCGCUGGAUAGAGGAGACCACUGAAAAACAGGAGAACACGCAACCCGAGCAGACGGACAGCAGAGCUUUGUCAGAGCAACUCGCACAGCAGACGGCCUUGGUGGCUGAGAUAGAACAGAACCAGGUCAAACUGGAUGAAUGCCAGACAUACUCUAAACAGUACUGCGCUGCUGUUAAGGAUUAUGAACUCCAGCUUAUGACAUUCAGAGCUUUUGUUGAAUCAACCCAAAAGUCUCCUGUGAAAAGAAGGAGGAUGCACUCUUCAUCAGAUGUCAUCACACAGGAGUUUAUGGAUUUACGCACACGAUACACAGCUCUGGUUACACUGACAACGCAACAUGUCAAGUAUAUUAGUGAUGCACUACGGCGACUAGAGGAGGAAGAGAAAGAGGUGGAAGAGGAGAGGCAGGCACGAGUGGGCCAGGUCACAGAGCUGCUCGGUUGGGUCAAGGGCCUACAGGGGCGUGCUGGCAGAUCUGCCGAACCAUCACUUGCUGCACAGCAGGCUAUUAGUGAGCAGUUAGCAGCUAAAAAAGAGGAAGUUGCUGAAGCUAUCAGGAGCACCCAAGUCUUCCUGAUGUCAAAACAGGCCAGCAAGCUGUCUCCUGAAGAGCGCGCCCAGGUGGUCUCCCAGCUGGAUGAGCUGACGGCCACCUACACUCAACUGUGUGACAGUUCUGCCGCACAGUUGCAACAACUGGAGGAGCAGCUGGCCAAAGAGGAGAAGCGCAAGGGCCCAGAAAUCAUCGCUGGAGUAAUUGACCUUGGCACCAUGGAAACUUUUCCAGUUUUCCAGGCAGCACAGCGUGGCCUCAUAGACCAAGACACCUGUCAUGUACUGUUGGAGGCACAGGUCGUCAUGGGUGGUCUAUUCCAGCCUGACUCCCCUGAUAAACUGUCAUUAGAUAAGAGUCUUUCCAGUGGUUUGAUUGAUAAACAUGCCUACCAAUUACUGGAAGAGUUAGAGACUGCCCUUGGUCUUGUCAACACAGUAAAAUUUGCAGAGGGUCAGGAAUUACCUGUAGCCACUGCUAUGAAAGAAGGUGCCAUAAAGGAGCUGGUGGGGCUCCGUAUACUUGAGCUGCAGAUAAGCACUGGUAGCCUGAAGUUUGGUUCCAAUGGAGAAAUGGUCAGCCUAGGUAAUGCAAGGGAAAAGGGAUUGUUAUCUCCUGAUCUUUGUCAAAAGCUGCAAUCCUGUCUUCACCGGCGAGAACUUAUUGAUCCAAAUACAGCAGAAAAACUAAGUCUGAUUGACUUUCAACAGCGAUGUGUUCUCAAUCAGGAGACAGGUCUGCGCUGCUUUCCAGUUAAACAGAAGCCAGGAGGAACUGUCUGCUUAUGCUCUGGCAGAAAGGUGGGAAUAUUCCGAGCUGUUCAAGAGGGGCUUAUCGACCGGCAUGUCACAGUUCGACUUCUGGAGGCUCAGUUAUUUGCUGGAGGUAUCACAGACCCCCGCUCAGGACACAGAUCGACUGUUAAUGAAGCUGUCCGGCAUGGCCUGAUGGAUCAGGACUUGGCCUGCACCCUCAUGACACGACAGCUACAAACAGGAGGAAUAAUAGAUCCAGUCAGUGGGGAGCGUCUAGAGUUGGAUGAGGCCAUAAAACGAGACCUUCUCUCUCCUCGCAUAGCCUUGCGUGUACUGGAAUCUCUCCAGUCCUUCAUGGCAAUAAUGUGGCCAGAAUCAGGCGAGCUGCUUCCUGUAAGUGAGGCACUUCAGCAGGGUGUUGUCAAUAGAGAUCUUGCUGCAAAAGCCCUGAGAAAACGUCAUUCUGUUGGUGCAGUAUAUCUGCCUGAGAGUGGACAGGUGGUCCCUCUCCAUCAAGCUGAGAAGAUACUUAAGCCACAGGCAGUGGAGAUCCUAAAACACAUUCAGGUUCCAGAUGUCCUUCCCCAUGUGUCUCCGUCAAGUUCCUCAUAUAUGAAGCGAUUGAGUUCUGGAUCUGCCUACUCUUCAUCACCCCCUGCCUCACAUGCAGAUAUCAAUUAUGACUUUUCCAUCACAGAGGAAGGCAGGUCAGAAGAGCAUGUUCAAAACCACCUUCUCACUCAAGUGAUGACACACAGCUACAUUAAUGCUCACUCUGGAGAACGCCUAGUCCUACUAGAACCAGAAUUGGUAGAACUAAUAUGUAGAAAUGUCAAAACCGCAAACAUUGCCAGUCCAGUUCAACUCAAAAUUUCUGACAACGUUAGAGUUGUACUGGACAGCAAAGCUAUGAGUGGGAUUGAAGAGGAAAAAAAUGAAGAACUCAAAAUUUCACAACAUGUUGUUGCUUGCAGGGACUCUUAUAUGGAAGAGACUGUAGAAAUGGCAGGGGAAGAUCUUGCACCCUUGAUGGUCACCAACAGAACCUUUAAAGAGCCUUUGCAUAAAGUAGUUUUGCAAGAGAAAGUUCUAUCAUCAGAAGAGUAUGAACAACCCAAGAUAAAAGGUAAAAUUGCCAGCAAGAUAACUGAUAUAGGAGAGGCAGUAGAAAGAACAGAAGAUCUAGCACCAUUGACAGAAACAAACAUCACAGAGCUUUCAAAUGAAGAGAUUCAACAAGAAAAUGUUUUGUCAUCAAGAGACUAUGUAGAACCUAAGAUUAAAAAAGAUGACACUGACAGCAGAAAUACUGACAUGGGUAGGACUAUAGAAGGAGCGGGGGAAGAUCUUGCAUGCUUGACAGGCACUGACCGAACAUUUAUAGACCCUUCACAUGCAGAGUUUUGGCAAGAGAAAGUUCUAUCAUCAAGAGAAUGUGAAGAACCCAAGAUUAAAAAAGAUGAAAUUGAGAGCAAUAACACUAAUGUGGGUGAGAGUAUCGAACUGGAAGAGAAAGAUGUUCCACACUCGGCAAGUAAAGACAGACCCUUUAUAGUGCCUUCACAUAAAGAGAACUCGCAGGAGAAAGUUCCGUCACCAGGAGGACAUGAAAAACCCAAGUUCUUAAAAGGUAAAAUUGCCUGGAGUUACACUGAUAUAGGUGAGACAGUAGAAAGAGCAGAGGAAGAUCUUGCACCCUUGACAGGCACAGAAGGAACUUUCAUAGAGCCCUCACAUGCAGUUUGGCAAGAGAAUGUUCUGUCAUCAGGAGAAUGUGAUGAAUCUACUAUUUUAAAAGGUAAAAUUGCCUGGACAAACACAGAUAUAGGUGAGACCGUAGAAAGAGCAGAGGAAGAUCUUGCACCCUUGACAGGCGCAGCUCGAGCUUUUAUAGUGCCUUUGCAUAAAGAGAACUUACAAGAGAAAGUUCUAUCAUCAGGACAAUACAAAGAAUCCAAGAUUAAAAAAGAUGAAACCUCCAGAAAGAAGACUAACAUAGGUGAGACGAAAGAAAGACCAGAGGAAGAUGUUUCAGCUUUAACAGGCUCAGAAAUAACCUACAUUGAGAGUACACAUGAAGCUGUUCUGUCAUCAGGAGAAUAUGAAGAACCCAUUAUUAUAAAAGGUGGAAUUACCUACAAGAUCACUGGUAUGGGUGAGAUGAUAGAAAGAGCAGAAGAUGAUCCUGCACCCUUGACAGGUGCAGCUAGAGCUUUUAUAGAGCCAUUAAAUAAAGACAAUUUACAAGAGAAAGUGCUUUCAUCAGGACAACCCAAGAUUAAAAAAGAUGAAACUGUCAGCAAGAAGACUAACAUAGGUGAGACAAUAGAAAGACCAGAGGAAGAUGUUGCAGCAGCUUUAACAGGCUCAGAAAUAAUCUUUAUAGAGCCUACACAUGAAGUUGUUUGGCAAGAGAAAGUUCUGUCGUCAGGAAAAAAUGAAGAACCUAUGAUUAUGAAAGGUAAAAUUGCCUGGACAAACACUGGUAUGGGUGAGAUGAUAGAAAGAACAGAGGGAGCUUUUGCACCCUUAACAGGCACAGAAGGAACUUUUAUGGAGCCUUCACGUGAGGUUUGGCAAGAGAACAUUUUGUCAGGAGAAUGUGAUGAAUCUGAGAUUAAAAAAGAUGAAAUUGACAGGAAGAACACUGAAAUGGGUGAGACUAAAGUAAGAGCAGAGGAAGAGCUUCUGCUCUUGACAGUCUCAGAAAGAACCUUUAUGGAAACUUCAAAAGAAGAGUACUGGCAAAAGAAUGUUCUGUCAUCGGGACAAUAUGAAGAACCCAAGAUUAAUAUAAGUAAAAUUGCCAGCGAGAAGACUGAUAUGGGUGAGACUAUAGAAAGGACAGAGGGGUAUCUUGCACCCUCAACAGGGAUAGGCCUAAACUUGACAGUGCCUUUUCAUACAAGCUCAACCCUACCAAAGACUAUAUCAGAUAAUGGGGCACCCUCUCAAAGUCAAAUUAGAGAUUCAACACUAAAUGAAUCUAAAAAUAAGCAAACACUUGACCUGGCACAGGCAGAUAAUAGUGGUGUAUUUCUGAAGAUAACAGAACAAAAAAUGUUUGACACGGGUGAAAGCAGUGCAUGUACUUCACAUCAAGAUACUGUAAAUGUAAGACAAUAUGAUCAGCUAAAUGUCAAUCCAGAUGAAGCCAAGACAGCAGAGCAGUCAGAUGAACUGAAGAAAAUCGUUGAACACAAGGAAAAUAAAAGUAUAUUUGAACAACCUGGUAAAGAUAGGAAAUUAUACCCUUCAGAAAUUAAGACUUUGUCAGUGGAACUAAGUGAUGAUGAUGUGAAGCUUGAGAGUAUGGCUUUGGAACUGCAACAAGGGGGUCUUGUAACUGUAGGUGGCCAAAAAGUUCUUCUGAAUGACGCUGUGGCACAGGGUUUACUUCCAGGGCACACUGCCAUUAAGCUUAUGGAAAAAGCUGGUCUCUUUGGUGGUUUUCUGGAUAUUAAUGCCUGUAAGUCACUUAGGGUUGAGGAUGUGAUGCAAGAAGGCCUGUUGGAUGAGGACUUGAUGGCCUGUGUGCUUCAUUCAGAAAAGAUUUUAGCUGGUGUGAUUGAUGUGGAGCAUGGUCGGCACUGCUCAAUAAAAGAUGCUGCUGAGGCAGGCCUGUUGGACUCCGAUACGGCUGCUCGUCUCCUUGAAGCCCAGGUUGUGUCAGGGGGAAUAGUUGAUCUGCGAAGAGACAAGAAGGUAUCAGUUACCCUUGCAGCCAACCUUGGGUUGAUUGAAGAGUGUAGGAAGGAGAAGCUUCUUGCACUGGAAAAGUCAUGCCGGGGAAAAUGUUCAGAUCCAAAUGCAGUGCAAACCAAGUUGACGCUACAGUUACAAAUGAAAGGAGUGGUUGACCCAAAAACCAAAAAGGUUGUCCCACUGCAACAAGCCCUUCAAACUGGCUUAAUUGGACAGGAUGAGGCUCAGACAAUUUUAUGUCAGCAGGUUGCAGAAGGUGGCAUUGUGCAUCCUGGCUCUGGUGUUCGCCUUGCUGUUGUGGAUGCUCUACAAAUGGGUCUCAUAGAUCACACAGUUGCUCCAAAGUUGAUGGAACUUGAAAAGGCAUUCAAAGGCCAAGAACCAAGUAGUUUGGAUCAAAACACUUCACUUCUUCAGGCCUUUACUGGUUCUAUUUAUGAUGAUGCAUCAAAAAACAGGAUUACUCUGAGUGAGGCUGUUUCUAAAGGCCUCCUAGAUGAAGAAACAGCAAAUAAAGCUAUGGAUUCAUCCAACGUGAAAAGUGGAUUGUUGGAUCCUCAUGAAGCUUGUAUUGUGUCCUACUCUGAGCUGAUAAACCAGGGUAAAAUUGACAUUGAGACACGACAGAGAUUCCUUGAAGUGAGACCUUUCAGGGGUGUUCCGCAUAAACAAACUGAUGAAAUGAUGACCUUACCACAGGCAAUUAAGGCAGGCCAAAUAGAUCCCAUACCAGCAGUGAGAGUAUUGCAGAAUCAAGCAGAUACAGGGGGUAUCAUUAACAUUUACAGUGGAGAGCGUUUGCCUCUUCCAGAGGCUAUAAAUAAAGGCUUGGUUGAUAAAGACAUGGCUAAAUGUAUUGCUACAAAUCAACUCUCUAAAGGGGGGUUGCUCAAUCCAGCCAGUGGACAGAAGGUCUCCAGCAUUACUGAGGCAAUUGAAUAUGGGCUUAUUUCUACUGAAAUGGCUGCAGAACUUCAACACAGCAUGGGCCUUGUAGAUGAAGAUGUGAAGAAAAGUUCCAAAAUAUCAGCCUCCUCAAUGAAAGGAACAUCUAGUUAUUUUGUACCUGAGAUGUUAUCUGAGCGUGUCAGUCCUAAUAAAAUGUCACUUGAGAAAAGUCUAUUGAGUAUAGCAUCACCACCAUCAUAUCUUACAGAGGCUGAAAUAAAAGAUGCAGAUCUUCUGAAAAAAGAGGAGCUUGAAUCUUUUGACGUCCUUCCUGAUUUAGAAAGUAAGGAACAAUUGGUUGAUGCCGUGAUGCAGGACAUCAAUGAUACCUCAUUGGGGGCUCUGACAGAAUUUACCUUGAAAGCAGAAAAAAGACUUCAGCAGGCCAUUAAAGAGAUAAAGCCCACAGAAAGCGAACAUAUCAAAUCACAGCCAAUCCAAAGCCCUGAGCAACCUGAAGAGAUGUCUGAUUUCAAAUGGCAAAAGGUGGAAGUUAAGAACUUAACAGCUUUACUUGACCACACCACAGAGAUGGAAAUCCAGAGACAGACAGUCAAUGUAUCUGCAGUUACUACUGCCAUUUUAUCAGAAAGUAGUGAUAAUGGCAAAGAACAAGUUCCAUCUACCGAGCAAACAAAAAGAGAGACAGAGAUCCGAAGGCAGACAGUAAGUGAACCUGCAAUCUCUGAAGUCAGUUUCUCAGAUGCCGAUGAUGGCUUGCAAAACAAGGAACAAACCCCAUCUAUAGAGCAAAUAGAGGGGCAUAGUUUCAAGUUAGAAGCAGAUGAGUCCGUGUCCAAACCAGAGAAAAUCAAGGACAGCCAAGAGACUGGAUUGGAUCAUUAUGCUUCUACAACCACAAGGCCAGUUACGGUAUCAGGAAAGAAGAAAGGGAGAGGAAAAAAUGGCAAGCAAGCUAAAACAGAAAGUGGUGUAAAGCUACAAGUUUCAGAAACUUCAGCCAGAAUUUCACCUAUAGAUAAAGCAGAGGUUGAUGGACAAGAUGGCUUUACCACUGGUCAAAAGCGUAUUUUGAAAGACGACAAAGAAAAGGUGGUUGAAGUACAGCAAUCAGAGACAACCCAUGGAAGUGGUAGCACUGCACCUGUGACAGGUAGUGAUGAGACUGUGAAAGGCAAAGAUUUGGAGAUAGGGGUGGAUAGAUCUAAGACCCCCAAAUAUGAGUCUGAUCAUGAAACCAAUGAAAAACAAAAAGAGAAGACUCAGCACAGUGUCACGACUUACAUGGCAAAAACAGACCAGAGUCAGGAAUCUGUUGUGGUCUCUAAGGACCUUGGCACUGAUGUAUCAGAAAAGAAGAGAAAGAAGAAAAGCAAAAGUAAAAAAGUUAAGCAAGUGUGUAUUGUUGAAACGGAAGGUGUAGAGAAAAGAGAUGAUGAGACUGAGAAAGAGCAAAAGACCGUGAUCCAUGAGGUCCAACCUCAAAGCAAUCAAUCAGAUGAGAAAGAAAGUAUGAAGCAACUUGAGAAAACCAAUCAGGAAAUGGCACAGAAGGAAAUACUUUUGAUGAAAGCUAAGGAAAGUAUUCUUAGGAAGGUGUUUGAGCGAGGAGUGAGUGAAAGACAAGCUGCUGAAGAAUUAGAAGCGAUGCGUCAAGUAGCUAGUAAUGGAGAAUACCGCAUUACCACCCAAGAGGAAACGAUUGUAGAGAAGACAAGCACUAAGCCUCCUCAAAGAAAGAAGAAAGACAACAAACUACACCAGACAGGGCAAGAAAUGAAUGAAAGGGUUGAAACGUCAGUGCCAGACAUUGCAGAGAAUCUUCUACCUGGGUCUGAUAUUGAUCCAUGCUCCUCAGCUAAAGCACAACUUCAAAAACCAGAAGAAGAUCAGCAUGACAAGCAUACAAACACGGGAUUAAGCGGAGAUGAUAUGAAUCAGAAUAUUCCAUCUAUGAAAACAUCUGAUGACAUUGUGGACAUAAACCAGAAAGAACUGGCUCUAACCCAGAAUUUAGAAGGGGAAACCAAAGAAAGAACAGCAGAAGAACAAAGCAUUGAGCCGUUAUAUACAGGUGAAAAGUUGAUAGACCCUAUGAUUGAAGUGACCUUGCCAUCAAGCACUGCAUUGACUGACAGCCAUGAAAUUACUAAAUCAAUACCCCUCAAAUGUGUCUUAGACAUCCCAGCAAUGAAGGACUCCAAAGCACUUCUAUCAAGUGAAGUGUGUUCUCCUUUACAAAAUACCAAAACAGCAGUGAAAGUGGUAAGCAGUGAAGUUCAUCAACAAAGAAUCGAGGAGCCUCCUUUCAGUGAUUAUGAAGCCACAGAUGAACCUUCUAUCCAAAAAUGUAAUGUUUCUGGUCUACCCCUUAUGGAGGUGACCCCAGAGUCUAAUACCAAACAGAAAGAAGAGGUGCAAGAAUAUGCAGUGGCUUUAGUGGAAAGGCAGCCUAGAGAAAUUCAAAUGAAUAUUGAACAAAUAAGCAAAGACACUACAAGAGCUAGCAAGUCCUCACUAGCUCGCCAAGAGUGCUUAGAACAUGACCAACAGAUUGUGGCCUUGCUUUCCAUGGUGAGACACAUCGAGGUCCGCCUAAAGCAGCAGCGGCAACAGUCCGUUGGUCGAAGUCUCUCCACACUUGAUGACAUAAUCAAACAGACAGAGAUGCUUUUUUUGGAAAUGAGUGACUUGGAACCAGAAGUGCACAAGGAGACUGAAGCAGCCACACAGUUGCUGGAAUCUCACCCUCAGGAUGUUCCACCUCAGCUGCUAAUAGCCCUGGAAAAAGAUGGGCGAAGCUUAGCUCGGGCUUACAGUGCAGCCAGGGAUCUUGCCCAGAAUACUUUGCAAGGGUUACUAGAACAACGUGAUGCACAAAACGAAGCUGUAAGCAGUCAGCUGAAAUCUUUACAAGAGCAAGUUGACAAACUUCUAAGCUGGCUCAAGGAGACUGAGAUGCAAAUGCAGGAAGAAACAGGGGUAGAUGGACAAACGGUGGCCGAGAUCACUCAUAAGCAACAGUUGUGCAAGAUGUUGCAGAACUCUCUCGCUGCCCGAUCCAAUGAAGUCAGCAAUGUAGCGUUCAAUAUUCAAGUGUUUAUCUCUGAGCAUGCUCAGGACCUGUUGCCUGAUCAGAGCAGGCAUCUCCUUGGACAACUGGAGCAGCUACAGAGGGUCUUUCACCAGGCUGUUGGUCUCAAUCAUGCCAGGGCAGAGGCACUAUCAGCCCAGCAGGCGAGAGAGAAUGAACGAAUGAGGAAAGAACAGAAAGAAAAAGAAGAGAAAAUGGAAAAAGAGAAACAAACUGCAAGGGAUAGAGAGGUUGUGCAGCAGCAGAAGGCAGAAUGCUCUCAAAAACUGGAGAAUCUCACAAUGUGGUUGGCUGGUGCUGCCAGCCUCCUGGCCAAUCAGAGAGUUGGAACGGAGUCAGAUGAUGUGCACGAGUUACAGCAGAAGCAAAAAGAGCUUAAGGAGGUGGAGAAGGACCUUCAGACCAAAAGUGACUUGUUGACUGAGACUAUCCGCUCAGUGGAGGAGUUCCUGUCUGAUCGGGGUGAUAGUUUGAGUCCUGAAGAAAGGGCCAAACUGCAGGGGACUCUUUCACAAAUGAAAGAGCAGCACAGCUCACUUACAAACUCAGUCCGCUCUUCACUAGCUAAAGUAGACACUGCCAUUGUCACAACAGUGCAGCAGAACACACAAAAAGCUAAAGCAGAAGAGCAGAUGCAGGAGACACAGGAAACAAUAGACACACUUCUCAGAGAAUUGUCAUCACUGGAUGACUCAAAGAGGAGGUCACUUGGCAACACGGUCACUGACACCCCAUCAUCUGGACCACCAGAGAAUGCUCUGAAUUCUCACAGUGACAUGCUUCAGACUGAGCUGCAACAGUUACAAGCUCAACAGGCUCACCUUCAGCAGGUGGCCCAGUCUGUCCGCUCUCUCCUAGAACAACCCGACUCCAGUGUGCCACCAGAGGAGAAACAACGCUUACGGGCAAAACUAGACCAGCUACAGAGUCAGCAUCAGGAGCGCCUUCAGAACUGUCAGGACAGGCUCAGACGGACAGAUGCCCUCAGAGAUGAGUUUGCCAAGUUUGUGCAGGAGCAUGGGAACCUGGGGACAUGGUUGGAACAGAGUGAACGAGAACUACAUACACUCGGGGAAGGGGAAGCUGAUGCAAAGGGCCUAAAAGACAGGAUAGAGGAGCACAAAAAGCUUGCAGAAGAUGUCAUCUGUCAUAAAGCUGAUCUACGCUUUGUGACAAUCUCUGGUCAGAAGGUUCUGGAUUCUAUCCAGGGGGCCUUGGAGAAGGUGGGUAAUACGGAUCCAGCUCUGGAGGAAACCAGACACCUAGCGAGUGUCAAGCUCCAAGAUGCCACACAGCGCUACAGUUCAUUACACAGCAAGUCCUCAGAACUUGGCACCCGUCUCUCGGGUCUCCUGGAGCGAUACCAACACUACCAAGAUGAGGCUGGUUCUUUAGGCUCCUGGCUGAGCACUCAGGAGCAAAAUCAGAGUGUGUUUAAACCCAGCGGAGAGCAAACGGACACUCAGACAUUGCAGCAUACUCUCAGUACUGUACAGCUGUUGCAGGAUGAGUUGGCAGAGCGUUCGGUACAGCUUGAGAAGGUCAAGAGGGCAGGAAAAGAGCUGGUCAGCACUCAGGAGUCCCCAACUCUUAAAAAUGCAGAUAUUAAUAAUCUUACAGAUGCUCUGGAGAAGCGCUUUGAAACCCUGUCUAGUUCGGUGUCAGUGAGAGCUGAACAGCUUCAAACAGCUGUAGCCCAAUCAGUCAACGUUCAGGAGGGACUUAAAGCACUGCUGGCAUGGUUAGAUGGACUACCUUUAUCACCUGGCGCAGUCCAGCCCACUGCUCAAGCGGUUCAGGAUGCCCUGACACAAAAUCAGAAAAUACGUCAGGAACUGCUUUCAAGGCAGGGCAGCGUGGAUGCAACCUUGGACUCUGUGUCCAAGCUUCUGAAGUCUGCGGAUGCAUCCACAGCGUCUAGCCUGCAGGGGGCACUACAGGACUUGAGUCAGCGCUACACAGCGGCCCAGGCCAAACAGACUGAAAGAGAGACCGAGCUGCGGGGACUUUUGCCCAAGUUGGAGAGCUUUGAGCGCCAGAGUGCAGACCUCUGCAGCUUUACACAGAGUCGAGAAAGGGCUCUCAGCCCAGUAGGCCAACCUGACUGCAGCGUGGAUGACUACAGACAGACCAUAGAGGAGGUGAGAUCAGAAAUUACCCAAGAGUCGAGUCAAUUAAAGUCAUUUGUCGAGCUUGGUUCAGACCUAAGCAAGUCUGGGAUCCUUGCCAAUGCGCAAAGCCUUCUGGACACAACCAAAGAGGUUUCUGAGGACUUUGCACGCUUGGAAUCCAAUGUCAAUGAGAGAUUUGAUUCCAUCCAGAGCUGUGUCCAGCAACUGGCCGAGUUCCGCUCUCGCUCUGGCUCCCUCCUCAGGUGGCUGCAGACAGUACAAGAGCAACUUCCUGCCAAAGAGCCCAACCUAAGCACAGAAAGCCUGCAGAGAAGAGCACAGCAGCUUAAAGAUCUACUCUCAGAAUGGGAGAACCAAGGAAGCCAAGUUCAGGAGUUGAACAAGACCAGUUCACAACUGGAGAACUUGAUUAUUAACAUCACAUCUCCCAAGAACAAGACUGGUGUUUCCCAGCUCAAUGGUGCUUCCAGCCCCAACAGUGUUAAUGGCAUUCACACCUGUAAAGACUUGACUGAGAUCCAAGUGGCAGUGGCAGAUGUGAACUGCAAGUAUGAACAGCUGGGCAGUGACCUGAGGGAAAGGAAGGGUAGGCAAGAGGCCUCUCUUGGCCUGCGGCAGAAGGCCAGGCAGGGCACCGAGGCUCUCAUCCAGUGGCUGGGCCCUCGUGAACAGAGUCUGGCACAAGGGCAGACUGCCUCACCUUCUCGGCCAGAGGCGGUGCGUGCUCAAGCCCAAGAAACCAAGGUUUUACUUACUGAGCUUGCCGACCAUUCUGGGAAAGUGGAGGAUCUGAAAAACAUUCUCAAUCAGCUAAUAACAGAUAAUCCAGACUCUCCUGAGGCUGAGACUUGGAAACGUCAGCUUGAAGACAUAGACACACGGUGGAUGAAAGCCAAUCAGACUGCAGCACAGAGGCAGACUGAAUUGGAGGCGUGUGCUGAUAGGCUGGGUAAUUUUGCUGCAGCAGCCAGUCAGCUAGGACCAUGGUUACGAGAGAAAGAGCUGAUGAUGAGCGUAUUAGGUCCACUGAGUAUCGACCCCAACAUGCUCAACACGCAGAAACAGCAAGUGCAGUUCAUGCUGCGUGAGUUUGAGACACGGCAACCCCAGUUUGACCAGCUGUCUCGUGCAGCAGAGGGAAUCCUCUCCCCAUCUGGAGAUGAGGGUUCUAGAGAUGGACAGGACCUAGAGGAGGUGAGGCAGGAGCUGGCAGACAUUUCACGGCAAUGGGAAGACCUCACCUCUCGUCUCACCGGCCGCUCGCAGCAGAUCGACCAAGCGCAGGGAACCAGUGAGCGCUACCUGGCCCUGCUCAGGGAGCUGUCUCAGAGCGUGGCCGAUCUAGGCGAGAGGCUGGAUGCACAGGCCUCUCUAAGCGCUCAGCCUGAAGCCCUGCGCCGUAGGCUUCAGGAAACUGGGGAGAUCCGUUCUGAGCUGGAACAGAGACGGGGUCAACUGGCCCAGGCUGAGCAGCUGUGUGCGGAGCUCAGCACAAUUGUGGCCGAACCGUAUCUUAGAGAUGAGUUACACAAGAGACUGGAGAGUGUGAGCGGCCCCCUCAAAAACCUAGAAGAACGGGCUGCUGAUGGCUUGUCCCAGCUGCAGGCCGCCCUGUCCAGCACUCAACAGUUCCAGCAGAUGUUUGACGAGCUUCGUGGCUGGUUGGACGGGCAGGCUGGGAAUCACACAGCUGGGGUUUCUGAAGCCCUUCCUUGCCAACCUGAUGCUCUAAAGACCCUUCUGGCCCAACAAGAGGAUCUCCAGCGAGCCAUAGCACAACAACGUGGAUCCUAUGAGCUCAUCCAGGCCGAGGGGGCAUCUCUACUGGCAUCCCUCCCCGCUGGAGAUGAGCGAUUAGCCCUACAGACUCGACUAAACACCUUACGGCAAGACUGGGAGGGCAUGAACCAACAAACCUCUAAUAAACACAGUCGAAUAAAAGAGGCACUGUCCCGUGCUGAGCUGUACCAACAACAUCGCAAUGAGCUCGUACCUUGGGUUGCAGAAUGUGAGGAAAGGGAGGCGGAGAUCCACCCAUCACUGGAUCCCGCCACCUUAGACGAGGCUUUGCAAAAGGCUAGACAGUUGAGUCUGGACUUGGAUCGUCGUCGCCCUCUCUUAGAUUCUCUGAACACGGCAGCAGAUCAGCUGCUGGAACAGAGCUGUACUGGUGAAGAGGAAGUGAGGGAUGAAAAAGCCCAGCUUAAUCGCAGGAUAGACGGUCUCUCUGAGCGACUACAGGGCCGCACAGCUCAGCUAGAAGAGUUGGGAGGCAGACUGAAGGAGUUUGAAGAUGGGAGACUGGCUGUGGAGAGAAGACUUGAGGCAGCCAAGCAUCAGAUCGAGGUUCAGGAGGCUCUUGGCCCGCAAGCUUGUAGCAACAAAAGCCUGGAGCGUCUGCGUAGCCAACAGGAACUGUUAAACUCUGUACAGCCACAGGUGUUGUACCUGCGAAAUCUGGCUCAGGGGCUGCUGCAGGAUGCGCCUGAGAUCUCCAGGGCUGGCGAAGAUGGUGGCCAGAGGCUGUUGCAGCAAGCUCGUGAUACGGAAAAAGAGUUUGAAGAAGUUACUGAGAAGACUGAGCAAUGCUGCUCAUCCUUGGAGUCCCGGUUGCAAGGUGUGGGAGAGGUCCAGUCACAUGUUCGAGAUGUUUUCUCCCGCCUGGCUGAUUUGGACGAUGAGUUGGACAGCCUUAGCCCUGUGGGACGGGAUGCUGACUCCUUGGCCUCACAGGCUGAUGCUGUCAGGGGCUUCCUGAGUCGACUCAAUGCCCUCCGUGCCGAGCUGGAGAGUCAUGGUGGAGAAUGCACGACUAUGCUCCGUAGAGAGGGGAGCUCACCUGAUCUUCUGGCCCUCAGGAGAGAGACCGAAGCCCUGAGCAGACAGGCAGGCAAGCUGGCAGAGCGAGGCCAGAACCGUCUGGCACUCAUAGAAGCAGCAGAAGAGCGUAUGAAGGAGUUGUACGGCCGUCUAGCUGACCUACAAGGGUUGCUGGGACGUGCAGAGGAGGUGCUGAACACACAGGCUGUCGUGGGGACAGAAGUGGAGGUCAUCAAACAGCAGCUUCAGGAAUUCAAGGCCGUAGAAAGGGAGCAGAUAGACAGCAUUCAGCCCAAACUGCAACAUGUCAACGCUGUGGGUCAAGGUCUUAUCCAGAGUGCAGCCAAACACACUGACACUCAGGCCCUGGAACAUGACUUGGAGACCACCAACCUGCGCUGGAACUCCCUCAACAAGAGGGUUGCUGAAAGAAUCGCACAGCUGCAGGAGGCCCUGUUGCACUGUGGGAAGUUCCAAGAUGCUCUGGAGCCACUCUUGAGCUGGCUGAGUGACACAGAGGAGCUCAUAGCCAAUCAGAAACCUCCAUCUGCUGAGUACCGUGUGGUGAAAGCACAAAUUCAGGAGCAGAAGCUGCUGCAACGGUUGCUGGAUGACCGCCGUGGGACGGUAGAGAUGAUCAGGGCAGAAGGAGAGCGUAUCGCUGCUACAGCCGAGACACAAGAUAGAGACAAAAUCCAGAAACAACUUGAGAGCCUAGGAGAGAGAUGGACAAAUCUGUUGGAAAAGGCCAGCGCCAGGCAGCGGCAACUAGAGGAGCUGCAGGGGUUGGCCCUGCAGUUCCACGAGGCAGUGGAGCCGCUCGGUGAGUGGUUGAGCACAACAGAGAGACGCCUGAGCUCCGCUGAGCCAAUGGGAACCCAGACCUCCAAAAUCACACAGCAGAUUGUAAGGCACAAGGCUCUCCAUGAGGACGUAUCCUCUCGGGAGAAUGAUGUAAACCAUCUUGAGACUCUCAGUCAAUCACUGCACCCGCUCAGCUGUGCGGCUGAUCGUAAUUGGCUGGGCGAACGUGUGGCGGCAGUGCGCAACGGGCACACGGAGCUGCGCGAUUGGUGCAGUCGGAGAGAGGUCAUGCUGGAACAGGCCCUGGCCAAUGCACAGCUAUUUGGAGAGGAAGAGGUGGAAGUCCUUAACUGGCUAGCUGAGGUGGCCCAGAGACUGGCCGAGGUCUCAGUGCAGAGUUAUCAGCCGGAGCUACUAGAGCAGCAACACAAACACACACUGGCUCUUAAUGAAGAGAUUAUCAGCAGGAAGAAGACAGUGGACCAGGCCAUUAAGAAUGGACAGGCUCUGCUUAAACAAACCACUGGUGAGGAGGUCCUGUUGAUUCAGGAGAAGCUAGAUGGCAUCAAAAGCCGCUAUGCAGAGAUGACAGCGGGCAGCAGCAAAGCCCUCCGUACUCUGGAACAGGCCCUUCAGUUGGCCACGCGAUUUGCUAGCUCACACGAUGACAUCAACCAAUGGUUGGAUAGUGUGGAGGCGGAGCUUAACAACAUUGAGCCAGACACAGCACCAGCCUAUCAGGACAGACAGAAGGAGCUGAAGUGCGUGUCUGCUGAGAAGAGGUUAGUUCUGGACACAGUGAACGAGGUGGGCAGUGCUUUACUGGAUCUGGUACCCUGGCGUGCACGAGAAGGCCUGGACCGCCUGGUCGCCGAUGCCAAUCAGCGUUACCGCCAAGCCGAUGAGACCAUCACACAGAGAGUGCAGUUAGUGCAGGCUGCCAUCCAAAGGUCACAGCAGUAUGAGGAGGCAGUCGAUGCAGAGCUGACCUGGGUCGGAGAGACCGAGAGGAAGUUGGCGUCUCUGGGGCCUCUGAGUCUGGAGCCUGAUGUGACUGUGGCUCAGCUCCAGGUGCAGAGAGCCUUUAACAUCGACAUCAUCCGUCACAAAGACACCGUGGACCAUCUCCUUAAGACACGAGAGGACAUCCUGGAGAGCUGCAGCGAACAACAAAGAGAGGCUUUGAAGGUGAAGACGGACUCUUUAAGUGCUCGUUAUGAAGCAGUAAAUCAGAGUCAUGCGGAGCGCUUCUCAGCUCUAGAGCAGGCUCAGGUGCUAGUAGCACGGUUCUGGGAAACGUAUGAGGAACUUGAACCCUGGCUGGGCGAGACAGAGACUCUGAUUACCCAGUUACCCCCUCCUGCCAUCGACACAGAAGCACUCAGACAACAGCAAGACCAGAUGAGGCUUCUGAGAGAGUCCAUCGCUGAGCAUAAGCCUCACAUAGAUAAACUGCUAAAGAUCGGCCCACAGCUGGCAGAACUGAGUGCCCAGGAAGGGGCAACAGUGAGACAACGUUAUAAUGAAGCAGAGAGACGUUACCUCAGCAUCAAAGAGGAGGUCAAAGGUCGAGCCACAGCACUGGAUGAAGCAGUGUCACAAUCUGUCCAGUUCCAUGAUAAGAUGGACCCUCUAUUGGAAACUUUGGAAAGUGCAGUCCAGCGCUUGCGGCAGCCUCCUCCAGUGGCGGCUGAGGUGGAGAAGAUCCGGGAGCAACUUGCGGAGCACAGGACAACAGGACUAGAACUGGACAAACUCCUUCCAUCUUUCAGUGCCCUGUGUGCCCGAGGAGAAGAGCUCAUCGGUCGCGCCCCACACGAUGAUCCUGCCGCCCAGGCGGUGCGUUCACGACUCUUGCGACUGCGCUCUCUGUGGGAUGAGAUCAGGCAGAGGGCAGAGGAGAAAGAAGGAAAGCUUCAGGACGUUCUAGAUCUCGCUGGAAAAUUCUGGGCUGACAUGGCCGCUCUGCUGAGCACACUCCGUGACUCUCAGGACAUUGUGAAAGAUCUGGAGGACCCAGGGGUGGAUCCUUCACUUAUAAAACAACAAAUAGAGGCAGCAGAGGCCAUUAAGGCAGAGACAGAUGGGCUGAGGGAAGAACUGGAGAUCGUACGAACACUUGGAGCGGACCUCAUCUUUGCCUGCGGAGAGACUGAGAAACCAGAGGUCAAGAAGACCAUCGAUGAGAUGAAUGCAGCCUGGGAAGGCUUGAACCGCACGUGGAGAGAGAGAAUGGAGAGACUGGAAGAGGCCAUGACCGCCUCUGUGCAGUACCAGGAUGCUCUUCAGGGCAUGUUUGACUACUUGGACAACGCUGUGAUCAAAUUGUGUGACAUGCCAGCUGUAGGGACAGACCUCAGCACUGUUAAACAACAGAUCGAGGAGCUCAAGCAAUAUAAAGUGGAAAUUUACCAGCAGCAGAUUGACAUGGAGAAGCUUUGCCACCAAGGAGAGCUGCUGCUCAGAAAAGUGAGCGACCAAACAGACAGAGACAUGAUUCAGGAGCCUCUCACUGAGCUACGCCACCUAUGGGACAACCUGGUGGACAAAAUCACUAUCAGACAGCACAAACUGGAGGGUGCGCUGUUGGCUCUAGGUCAGUUCCAGCAUGCUCUCUCUGAGCUGCAGUCUUGGCUCAGUCACACUCACGCCACAUUGGACACCCAACGACCCAUUAGCUCUGACCCCAAGGCCAUCGAAAUUGAGCUGGCUAAGCAUCAUGUUUUAAGAAACGACGUGCUGUCCCAUCGGGCUACAGUGGAGACGGUGAACAGAGCAGGCUCUGAGCUGCUGGAGUCCAGUCCUGGAGACGAAAUCAACCACCUGAGAGACCAGCUGGAUGAGCUCAACCGCAGCUGGAAGAACCUUCUGCUGAAGUCUGAUGAGAGGCAGAAGCUUUUGGAAGCUGCCCUGCAACAGGCGGAGGGUUUCCAUGGAGAGUUGGAGGAGUUUCUGCAGUGGCUCAGACGCACAGAGAGUCAGCUGUCCGCUGCCAAACCCACAGGUGGCCUGCCUGAGACCGCCAGAGAGCAGCUGCAGCAACACAUGGAGCUCCAGGCUCAGUUGACCCAGAGGAGUGAGCAGUACCAUCGGCUACUAGAUCAGGGAGAGUCCAUUCUGCUGGCCAGAGGCGGGGAGGAUGCUGGACCUGGUACCACCCAGACCCAACAGAACCUGGCCAUGCUACAGAACAAGUGGGCCAGUCUCAAUGCCAAAAUGGAUGACAGAAGGGGUAAACUGGAGGAAGCUGUCUCACUGGCGACAGGAUUCCAGACCUCCCUGCAGGACACCAUAAACUGGCUGACACAGGCAGAGCAGACUCUCAACAUGGCUCAGCCACCCAGCCUCAUUCUCGACACCGUCCUAUUCCAGAUAGAUGAGCACAAGGUGUUUGUGAAUGAGGUGAACACUCACAGAGAACAGGUUCUGGCUCUAGAGAAAGCUGGCUCUCAGCUGCGGUUUGCCAGUCUCAAACAGGAUGUGGUUCUCAUCAAGAACCUGCUGCUUAGUGUACAGGCCCGCUGGGACAAACUGGUGCAGAGAUCAUUAGACCGAGGACGCCACCUGGAUGAGGCCCGCAAGAGAGCCAAACAGUUUCAUGAGGCCUGGAGGAAACUGACAGACUGGUUGGAGGAAGCAGAGAGCAGGCUGGACUCUGAGCUGGAAAUCUCUAAUGAGCCUGACAAGAUUAAAGUCCAGCUGGCCAAACACAAGGAGUUCCAGAAGUCUCUUGGCUCCAAGCAGCCAGUGUACGACACCACAGUGCGCUCUGGGAAGGCCAUGAGAGAUAAGGCCACACUGCCUGCAGAUACACAAAAACUGGACCACUUGUUGGGCGAGGUCCGUGACAAAUGGGACACAGUUUGUGGAAAGAGCGUGGAGAGGCAACACAAGUUGGAGGAAGCCCUCUUGUUCUCAGGUCAGUUUGCUGAGGCUCUCCAGGCACUUGUUGAUUGGCUGUAUCGUGUGGAACCUCAGCUUGCAGAGGACCAGCCGGUCCAUGGAGAUCUGGAUCUGGUUUCCAACCUAAUGGAUUCCCAUAAGGUCUUCCAGAAAGAGCUGGGAAAAAGGACCGGUAGUGUGCAGGCUCUGAAGCGGUCUGCCCGAGAGCUGAUGGAGACAGGCCGGGACGACACAGCCUGGGUCAAAGUUCAACUGCAGGAGCUUAGCAACCGCUGGGAAACAGUCUGUGCCCUGUCUGUUUCCAAACAGACCCGGCUCCAACAGGCUCUCAAACAGGCAGAAGAGUUCCGCACAGCUGUUCAGAUGUUGCUGGAGUGGCUUUCGGAGGCGGAGCAAACAUUGCGUUUCCGUGGCGUCCUGCCAGAGGAGGUAGAGACUCUGCAGGCACUACUGCACACGCACCGGGAUUUCAUGCAGACGGUGGAGGAGAAGAGAGUGGAUGUGAAUAAAGCUGCUGGCAUGGGUGAAGCCAUCCUAGCUGUGUGCCACCCAGACUGCAUCACAACCAUCAAACACUGGAUCACCAUCAUCAGAGCUCGCUUUGAGGAGGUGCUGACGUGGGCCAAACAGCACGAGCAGCGCUUGGAGACGGCUCUGACUGAAUUGCUCAACAAUGCUACACUACUGGAGGAGCUGCUGUCAUGGCUACAGUGGGCGGAGACCACACUGGUGCAGCGUGAUACUGAACCACUCCCCCAGGACAUCCCUCAACUGAAGACACUAAUCACAGAGCAUCAAGUGUUUAUGGAAGAAAUGACCCGAAAACAACCUGAUGUUGACAAAGUGACAAAGACAUACAAGAGGAAACCAGCAGAACAUCCCAGCAGCCUUUCAGACAGGAGAGGGGCCCGAAAGCACCAGCAGCAGCAACAGCAGCACUCAGUACAGGUAACCAGUGGUAACCCUCGCCUCACGCAGCUCUGCUCCCGCUGGCAACAAGUGUGGCUGCUCGCCCUCGAUCGCCAGCGCAAGCUGAAUGAUGCUCUCGACAGACUAGAGGAGCUUAAAGAAUUUGCCAACUUUGACUUUGAUGUGUGGAGGAAGAAAUACAUGCGCUGGAUGAACCACAAGAAGUCUCGAGUCAUGGACUUCUUCCGACGCAUAGACAAGGACCAGGAUGGAAAGAUCACCCGCCAGGAGUUCAUAGAUGGCAUCUUGGCAUCAAAGUUCCCUACCAGCAAGCUGGAGAUGACAGCUGUUGCUGAUAUCUUUGACCGUGAUUGCGAUGGCUACAUCGACUAUUAUGAAUUUGUGGCUGCUUUGCACCCCAACAAAGAUGCUUACAGACCCACAACAGAUGCUGAUAAGAUCGAAGAUGAGGUCACCAGACAAGUGGCCCAGUGCAAGUGUGCCAAGAGGUUUCAGGUGGAGCAGAUUGGAGAGAACAAGUACAGGUUCUUCCUUGGGAAUCAGUUUGGAGACUCGCAGCAGCUGCGUCUUGUACGAAUCCUGCGCAGUACCGUCAUGGUCCGGGUUGGAGGAGGGUGGAUGGCGCUGGAUGAAUUCCUGGUGAAGAACGACCCUUGUCGAGUGCAACAUCCAGGACUUAAAAUCCUCCGUUCUGACUCCAGCAGCUCCAUAUCAUCUCGCAUAGCUCGUGGACGUACCAACCUGGAGCUUCGAGAAAAGUUCAUUCUUCCAGAGGGAGCUACGCAGGGUUUGGCGGCCUUCCGGUCCCGGGGUCGGCGAUCCAAACCUUCAUCGCGCACGGCUUCGCCCACCCGUUCAUCUUCAUCCGCGUCGCACAGUGCCCACAGCUGCGCCUCUCUACCCUCCGCACCCGCAACGCCUACAGCCUCCUCCAGGUCCUCCCAAUCCCAAUCUCGUGGCUAUGCCAAGCCCUGGCUGGCACACAGUAAAACUCCAACACCAACCAAGUGCCAGUCCUGCCCAGAGCACAGCCAGACCCCUGGGCAUGAGGGAGGCUCCACAUCUAAACUGAAAAGACCAACUUUCCAUUCCAGCCGUGGCUCCUUAACCGGUGAAAACGGUGGAACACCAACCGCUGCUAAACCUGGACGCUCCGACACCAAACGCACUCCGUCCUCAACGAGCGGCCCAGCCAGUCGAGCAGGGAGUCGCGCUGGAAGCCGAGCCAGCAGCCGAAGGGGCAGCGACGCUUCAGACACGUCUGAGCUCAUGGAGACACGCUCGGCUUGCUCCGAUACCUCCGACACCCCUCGCCGGCCUGGGGCCAAACCCUCCAAGAUCCCCACCAUCUCCAAGAAGGCCCCCAGCCCCAAAACACCAGCGAGCAAGAAAUGAAGCCUCCACCCUAUCAGUCCAAGUGACUGACUCUGAGGUGGUUGCGAUUUAACCAGCAGGAGGAGAACACCAACACCUUCCUCUCUCAAACGGCCAGCUCAGACGAAACAGGACCAGACUUAACCUCUCCAGCGUCCAGCACAGCCGCACACUGCUACACCACCCAGAUCAAUACCUACCAUAAUGCUGCCUUAUUUGUGUUCUACAUCAUGUCCUUAAUUUGACUGACAUUGCGUUUUCUUGAAUGUGCGAUGGAGAACAUCCUGUGGGAGCAGACAUAUCUACACAGACACUCGGGAGGGACGUCAGUUCUGCACCAGGGGAUUUCACUAUUCUUCGCUAUGAAUAUGCAACCGCCCGUCACUCUCCAAACCUCAUGCAUGGUUGUCACUUUGGUUGGACAAACCCACCCUUUUCAAGUGUUUGCAGACCAGUCUCGCCUGAGUGUCUGUGCCACCGCAAAUGAGAGGAAAUCAAUUAAAAACAGAGACAUUUUCCUCCUGGACACUUGGGACUUUUUGGACUCAUGUAUGUUUGUGCGUAUGUAUGUGUGGUAGUUCCUGUCAUGGUAAAUUAACGCAGUAAUACGGAGAGGAAGUGGAGGAGGAUACAUAUCUCUAGCCUUCCCACAGCGUGAAGAUUCUUGAAGACUGGAUCCUUCACGUCACACCUGAUCCUUUUAAAGGAACUCCUAUAGCGCACAGCACACAUUCGCGCCGACAGUCUUCUUUGCUGUGUGUCCACGCAGUCUAGUUGUGUCGUUUUGUUACAGACAUCAUGUUACAGAGCUUUUCCACAGUAUGCAAAAAUUAUUACAAUUGUGAAUGUUUGUUUCAUGGUUAAUUUAUAAUCCUGACAUGUUGUUUCUUUUCUAGAGUAAAGAGCUGUAUUUAUUUGUGAUUGCAGUAUCAUAUCAACUCUUAAGAAUUACUAGUAUUAACACAACCGGAAUCACUCUUGGUUUCGUUUUUUGUACAUCCGCUCCCGAUGUAAUGAAAUUCUCCGACUGAUGUUAUAACUGACCAGGAAGCUUACUGAUUCCAAUGGUGGCCUUUUUGCCGGUGACUACACACUUUAGAAGACGUCAAAAGUGGCUUCCUACUUGUUCUUUGGUGACGGAAGCACCUUAAAUAAUGAAUGAUGGGGGCAGCUCGCCUAGCCCCCAUUAAAAAUGGCGCUUUGAAUCUUGUCUUUGACAAGCUGAAGUAUAUGAAUACCUGAAGAAAGGUGAUUUUUAUUUAUUUAUUGUGUCAUUGGGAGGGAGGUGAGGGCUGUGAAAGGAUCCACCUUUUGAUUGUGUUACUCUUUUGACAUGACUGAGAGACAAAGGGGUGCAAUUGUGUAAAAGUAAAGAAGUUAUGAUUAUAAAUCCUUUUUGUUCUCUUUUGUAUUAAAACAAUGCUUGCAGUAAAACGGUCUGGUUUUGUGUUGUCCAGUGGCGUGUGUGUGUGUGCAUGCAGGGAUGCCACAGUUAACAGGAAAUGGCACAGUAAUUACAAGCAGUAGAGAUAAUGACACACCCCAUUAAAUCUUCAAAAAGGGACGAGGCUUUGGUGUGUGCAGAGAUUUGAACACGCUGUGCUUUUAUAGAAGAUUUACACAGUUGUUUGGGAAUUCAGAAAUGGCCCACGAGUGAAUAGA